Molecule: messenger RNA, 363 nt
Organism: Protopolystoma xenopodis
Lineage: Eukaryota; Metazoa; Platyhelminthes; Monogenea; Polystomatidea; Polystomatidae
Source: the annotation of a GenBank genome assembly
AUGCUUGGACUUUCCCUAAAAAACAAUUAUGGACUUAAAUUUCUUGACGUCUCCUGGAACGGUUUCUCAAAAGAUGGUGCAUGCAGUCUCUGCGAAGGUCUCCAGUCGAACCAGACGCUGCAGGAACUUAACGUCAAGGCAAACCGGAUCAGCUUGGAAGCCUGCUUAAAAGUCUCCAGUGCCCUGGCAGCAAACUGUAGCCUUAGAGUCUUGCGGCUGGUUGCUACUCUUUCGGCACCCAUUUGUGCAGUGCUCCUGUAUUCCGUUGACAAGAGCGGUACAGAACUGCAGCAGCACUUCAUUUUGACCGCGAGUGUAGAACCUCUUCGAAUGAUGCUCGUCGUGGAAGAAAGCAGACUCUGA